UGUAAAAACCCUAAUCGACGACGGCUAGUAAGAUGAAUGACGGCGGAGCUAAACCGGAGACGCUGAUUAGGGUUGCAGAGAUCGGAGGAAGAGGAAGGAGUUUGGUGGCAGCACAGUCUCUUCGUGCUGGACAAGUUAUUCUGAGAGAGUCUCCUCUCCUUCUAUACUCUGCUUUCCCAUUUCUCUCCUCCUCUGUUUCUCCGUACUGCGACCAUUGUUUCCGUUUGCUAGCUUCUUCGGCGCAGCAGAAAUGUCAAUCUUGCUCUCUCGUCUCCUUUUGUAGCCCUAACUGCUUCGCCUCUCACACUCCUUGGCUCUGCGAAUCUCUUCGCCGGCUUCACCAAUCAUCCUCCUCUGCAUUCUCCGAUCAACCUUCUGAUCGCCAAGUCCAAGCUCGUUUCCUCCUCUCUGCUUACAAUCUCGCCGCCGCUUCUCCUUCUGAUUUCCAGCUUUUGCUCUCCCUCCAAGGUAAUGGAGAUUCUAGUUCUGAUUCUGCAGCUGCUGGCUUUCUUCAUUCUCUUUUAUCCGCCGUGUGUCCACCUCUCCCUGUCUCAGUCUCGUCGGAGCUCACGGCGGCUUUACUGUCAAAAGAUAAAGUUAACGCCUUUGGUUUGAUGGAACCGUUCUCUGUUUCGAACGAGAAGAGAUCGGUGCGAGCUUAUGGGAUUUAUCCAGAGACUUCGUUUUUCAAUCAUGACUGUCUUCCUAAUGCUUGUAGAUUUGAUUAUGUUGACUCUGCUUCUGAUGGUAACACUGAUAUCAUCAUUAGGAUGAUUCAUGAUGUUCCUGAAGGUAGAGAAGUCUGUUUGAGUUACUUCCCUGUGAACAUGAACUACUCGAGCAGGCAAAAGAGAUUGCUUGAGGAUUACGGUUUCAAGUGUGACUGUGAUCGGUGCAAAGUUGAGUCUAGUUGGUCGGAAGGUGAGGAAGAUGAGAAUGAGGUUAUGGAAGGGAUGGAUGAUGAAAAUGAAGAGGAAGAGAUGGAGGAUUCUGAAUGUGAGAAUGAAGGAGAAGUUUUUGGAAAUGGUGUGGAUGAUGAAUCCAGUUUCCCUCACGCUUACUUUUUUGUGAGAUAUAUGUGUGAGAAGGAGAAUUGUUUUGGCACUCUGGCUCCGUUUCCGCCGAAGAGUUAUGAGGCUUCGAAGGUUCUUGAAUGUAAUGUUUGUGGAAGUGUUAAGGAGGAUGAAGUUGGUGGAAAUCAGUGAGAAUGAGGUUGGCCACGAGCCAAUGUUUGUUUAUGUUGGCUUCCUCUCUACUUACUUUCAGAAAUCGGACUAAUCAUGCUUAAGACGAUUCCAAUCUUGUUUUUGUUUUUCUUCUUCUCCGAGUCGUAGUCUUCUGAGUGAGUUGUAAUGGUCUGUGUGUUGGAUAUGGGUUUCACCCAGCCUUAACAGGCUUUCCUGCAGACUCAUUAUCGAAACAGUCAACCCAAAAACCCAAGAAGACAAACCGGUUAAAUCCUACUUGUCGGGCCGAUCAAGCUCCUAGAAGGCCCAAUUAAGACGGACAGCCCAAUAAAUGACGGUCCGGAUAAGAACGAUCGCCGACUUUCCCACAUCGAUCCCGAGGCAGAGAGGUGAAACGUCCCAUCAGCUAUAAAUACCAGGGGAUCAGCUUGCAGAGAAGGGCAAGUAACAUCGGGCAAGAGUCAGGAGUAAAUCCGAUUCUAAGCUAUAGUUCAGUUAGUCAUUUUGAGAAGCACAAUUCUCUGUAAUUAGCCACCCGGCUUAUAACGGUUAUAUUGUAAUUCGACGAUCUUUGACUAUCUUAAUAAAAGUCCUUUGUUUCACCCUUUCUA
Molecule: messenger RNA, 1798 nt
Organism: Camelina sativa (false flax)
Lineage: Eukaryota; Viridiplantae; Streptophyta; Magnoliopsida; Brassicales; Brassicaceae
Product: histone-lysine N-methyltransferase ASHR2
Molecular function (GO): protein binding
Source: RefSeq, a predicted model, not a curated record